GUCCGUCGUAAAAAUAAGAAGGGUUUUCCGUGUCAAUCGUUUACACGCGUCUCUUAUAUACAAUAUAACAUAUAUGUACAUAUAUAUGCACAGAAGGAACUAUAUAUGCAGAUAAUGAUUGUGUGUGUUUUUCACACAGCCUCCUAGAAUUUAAUUCAGAGGCGAAUUAUACUUGAGUAUUAAAAAAAGAUGUCUUCUGUUAGACAACCAGUGUCUGUUGACAAUACAGAUCACACAAGACACUCAUCUCAUCAUAGUCAUAGAUCUAAUGUUAAAAAGAUUGAGGAUUCCCAUUCAGCUUCAAAAUCUCGAAAUAGAUCUACAACAAGUUCUAAUGAAGAUAUUUAUGUUGGCAAGUAUAAACUUAUUAAGACAAUAGGCAAGGGAAAUUUUGCAAAAGUAAAGUUGGCAAAGCAUCUUCCUACAGGACGCGAGGUUGCAAUCAAAAUUAUUGACAAGACACAGUUGAAUCAAACGUCCCUUCAAAAGCUUUUUCGUGAAGUUCGCAUUAUGAAAUAUCUUGACCAUCCAAAUAUUGUUAAACUCUAUGAAGUUAUUGAAACAGAUAAAACACUAUAUUUGAUAAUGGAAUAUGCAAGUGGAGGAGAAGUAUUUGACUAUCUAGUGGCACAUGGAAGAAUGAAGGAAAAGGAAGCCAGAGCUAAAUUUAGACAAAUAGUUUCUUCUGUUCAAUAUUGUCAUCAAAAACAUGUUAUACAUCGUGAUUUAAAGGCAGAAAAUUUGUUGUUAGAUGCAGAUAUGAACAUUAAAAUAGCUGAUUUUGGAUUUAGCAAUGAGUUUUCUCCAGGAAAUAAAUUAGAUACAUUUUGUGGUAGUCCUCCAUAUGCUGCUCCUGAACUUUUUCAAGGAAAAAAAUAUGAUGGUCCAGAAGUCGAUGUAUGGAGCUUGGGUGUGAUUUUGUAUACAUUAGUUAGUGGCUCAUUACCAUUUGAUGGCCAAAAUCUUAAGGAAUUGAGAGAGCGUGUUUUGCGUGGAAAAUAUAGAAUACCAUUUUACAUGUCUACAGAUUGUGAAGCAUUGUUAAAGAAGUUUUUAGUUUUAAAUCCAGAAAAAAGAGCACCUUUAGAUGUUAUUAUGACAGAUAAAUGGAUGAAUAUUGGGUAUGAAAGUGAAGAGUUAAAACCAUAUAUUGAACCCAAACCAGAUCUCAAUGAUCAAAGAAGAUUAGAUGUUAUGGUUAAAAUGGGUUUCACAAUGGAUGAAAUAACUGAAGCUCUUAAAUCAAAUAAAUAUGAUGAAGUCAUGGCAACAUACUUAUUAUUGGAUGAAAAUAGGUUAACAAGUAAUGACUCGAUCACAAUUGAUGCAACAUUUUUGAGAAACGAAAAUGCAAUAAACAAAACCCGGCAUAAUCAAAAUAAUAAAGCAAAUAAAAAUGAACAAAAACCAAUUGAAAGAAUACCUUCAAACACAGAAAAAGUUUUUUCUUCAAAUAAUGAUCGUUUAUCAAUACAAAGCUCCAACAGAGAAGUGCCUUGUGUAACUUCAGCUAGAAAUCCUAAUCAAUCUAAUAUUCCAGAUCUUGAGGGUGAAAAAAAACGCAAUGCAAUUCAAAGGCAGAAAAGUGCUCCAUCUUCUGCUGCUGCCAGAAGAACAAAUUAUGCACCCGAGAGAAUCAGUGCACGAGCUUCUACUCAUCAAAGUACCAAUGGUGAUAAAUCUGAUAUUUUGGGAAAUGAUGGCAGUCCUUUAAAGUCAAAGCCAAAAACUGCAAGUGAUAAUCGUUUAUCUCCUGCAAGACUCCCUCAAAAGAAUGAUGUAAAUAGGCCAACAACAGCCCCAACUGGUCCAAUAGAUAUCAGUCGCAAUAAUAAAUUAAGAAGCACUUAUCACCCUACAUCUGGCCAAAAAAAAAUACGUCCACCAGAAGAACGUAGUCAAGAUACAAACAGUACUCCUCAUCAAAAUCGGACGCCAUGGUUAUCAAAGUUAAAAAGUAGAUUUAGUACAAGACUGUCGCGUGCAAAUUUAUUCAGCAAAUUCAGGCGACGACGAUAUUGGAUCUGGCAAGAUGUAAAUAUUUGGUUCAACUAUUUAAAAGACUACAAACAUCAUUUUUUGCCGUCAAGCCCUACAGAUUCUCCACCAAAAAAUGAUGAAUCUACCCAAUCUACAGAUAAACCAAAACCACGCACCCUUAGGUUUACAUGGAGUAUGAAAACUACUAGUAAUAUGAAUGCUGAGGAUUGUAUAACAGAGAUCAAACGAGUUUUAGACCUUAACAUGUGUGAAUAUGAAACUCGUGAUAAAUAUUUAUUAUAUUGUAAUCACCGUAGUCCACAUGCCAAUAAUGCUCUUGUGCAAUGGGAAAUGGAAGUAUGUAAACUGCCCAGGCUUCAUCUUAAUGGUGUGCGCUUAAAACGCAUUCAUGGUCCAGCUAUUGAGUUUCAAAAUAUAGCAUCGAAAAUAACUAGCGACAUGAACUUAUAGGAUUAUCGGUGCUCACUUUUCAUCAAAGAAUGCAAAGUCCUCUAUGUGUUUUAAAUUUUUUUUUUUUUUUUUAAUGACUAGUCUAUUUUAAAAUCUUUUUAUUAUAAAUAUUUUCAACGAAAGCAUUCUGCAAAAAUUAUCAGCUGGUUCCUUAAAUUCUAUUUCUUACAAUAAGUUCGUAUUUAUUAGAGAUGUCACAAUUGCUGUAUAAAAACCUUUUUUAUUUUAUAUUAUGUAUAUAAUGUAUAACUUUUUAUUUAAGUUUACUCUGUAUUAAUGGAAUGAAAUUUAUGUUGGAGAUAUUUUUAAAUCAAUGUGACUUAGGCAUUCCAGGGGGUUCAGUUUUUUUUUUUUUAUUCAUGCACUUGCUUUACUUUCUCUUUUUUUUAUUUUUAUUUAAAAUGCUAUUUUCAUUAGUUGCGCGCAUUAUUUUGUACUAAUGCUUUUGUAUCGCUAAAGAAUUUUUAUUAAAUUCUACAGACUUGUCAUCAUAUAUCCUCUAUUGGGUGUACAGAUUUAUUGAGUGUUAUUUUUGUGCUAAGAUGUUUUAAAGAUGUAUUAUAAAUUUCUGUAGUAAAAAAGGCAACAUUAACAGAAAA
This is a messenger RNA of Hydra vulgaris (swiftwater hydra), 3050 nucleotides long. Its product is annotated as MAP/microtubule affinity-regulating kinase 3. Gene Ontology annotation, molecular function: ATP binding; protein binding; protein serine/threonine kinase activity. The record is from RefSeq and is a predicted model, not a curated record. Gene Ontology annotation, biological process: intracellular signal transduction; protein phosphorylation; microtubule cytoskeleton organization. Lineage: Eukaryota; Metazoa; Cnidaria; Hydrozoa; Anthoathecata; Hydridae. Gene Ontology annotation, cellular component: cytoplasm.